Messenger RNA from Nyctereutes procyonoides (raccoon dog), 4234 nucleotides. RefSeq names its product carboxyl ester lipase (gene CEL). Gene Ontology annotation, molecular function: neurexin family protein binding; triacylglycerol lipase activity; signaling receptor activity. Gene Ontology annotation, cellular component: cell surface; postsynaptic specialization membrane; synapse. Bases 2039 to 4234 code for a protein of 731 amino acids. Gene Ontology annotation, biological process: modulation of chemical synaptic transmission; synaptic vesicle endocytosis; chemical synaptic transmission. Lineage: Eukaryota; Metazoa; Chordata; Mammalia; Carnivora; Canidae. The record is from RefSeq and is a predicted model, not a curated record. The transcript is spliced from 11 exons.
CAGCUUCGAGUACCCCAGAUAUCACGUCCCAGGGGGUCCUGUAGCCUCAACCUCAUCCCUUGCUGUGCCAGAUGUGUUCUUGAGAGGCUUGCAGGGACACGGUCCCUGUUGCUUCUCAGCUGCCUGACGUGAAACCCGUGGCAGUGCAGAGUUCUGGUAGGACUGAACCUGCCCUCCUACCCACACCAUGGGGCAACUGUUCCACAGUCCUGCGGAGCAGCCUGAGCCAGAGAUGAGCCCAGUCACCCCUUUCCUCAGCCAGCACACUGGGCACCUAGUGUGACAAGUCCCUAGGUCACAUUGAUUCUAAAGUCAGCUGCCUCAGGAAAGCCCCAGCCCACUGUGCAGGCUCCUGGGGAGCCUCGGAGGAUGGAUCAGAGGCUUGGUGGCUCACGGUUGGCCUGCAGUGGCUAGUUCCAGGCACCUGCAUGUAGAGAGGAAGCUGGCCAGGCUGACUGUCCCCGAUGGCCUGCUCCCUGCUGCUGGGGACCAGGAGAGGUCCCCUCCUCCCAUGCUCAGAAUAACUUCUUGUACAACAGGUUCUCAGAAUUGGAGCAGUGAACAGAAGAUGUGGGUUCACAAACCCCUGUCCUUGGCUGGGGCAGCAGCCUCUCCCCACCUGUCCUCAUACUGGAGCCCCAGCGUGGCCUGCACAGCCCCUCCCGGCUUCCUGACUCCUCCCUCCCACCAGCAGCUGCCCACCCCUCCCUACCCGCCCCCUGCUUUCUCCAGCCUCUUGUGUACUCUGUGUCCCCAAAGAUUUAGACUAAUAGGUGGGCUUGGUGGCGGCAGUAGGCAUGAUAGAAGUGGAGCCAUCGCCUGCAUCAAAAGUGCUGGCUCUGGGGCAGCAGAGGGCCUGCCAGGGCCCAUCUGAGGGGCCGUUGGCCCAACAGGGCUCUGGCCGUCCCCUGGCUCCUGAGCGUGCCCCCUCUCUGGAAAUGGUAGAGCUAUGGAGCAUAAGUGUCGGCUGUGAGCCCAGGAGCAGCCAACCUCAGAGGCACGAUCACAGGCCUUACCCUUGGUAGCCUGCCUUGUCUAAUAACCUCUGUUAACACAGUCCUGCACAGCCCCAGGAUACAGUGGUGGCCACUUUUGCUUUCCCCCUACUUCUCUGCUUGGUCUUCUCUCUCUCCCACUCUCUCUGACUCUGUCUUGGUCUCUGUCCCAUCCCUGGUCUGUUGGUCAGUCUCUGUCUCUGCUUGGCUUUGCCCCAGGAUCUUUGCUUGGCCCACCUCUGGCCAGGAAGCGUGGCUUUUCCUUUUCCUUGAGGAAGCCCUCAGGACUGGGCUGGAGCCCCACUCCCCCUCUCCCUUGUCCACCUGAGCCUCCUGUCUUCCCAUUCCAGGACUUGUCAUACUGAACGUGAGUUCCCCGCACACCCCAAGGGCAAGAGCGCCUGUGCUGCUAUGGGUCCCCACACCUAGUUAACACUGUACACCCUGUGGGCCCUUGGGAACAGGGUCAGCCACACAGCCAUCUGUGCCUCAGAAAUCACAUGCCUGGUCCCCCACAAAUCCUUUGUUGAGCUGGGGAUAGGUGGCAGGUGGGCCACAGAGUCAAGCACGCCCGUCUCUCUGAGGGUGGAACCGAGUCCUUGUAAAUCAGUGAGCCAGAAUGCAGUGUGCUGCUCACCCAGCCAGGACAGCCUUCUGCCUCCUGCCAUCUGCCUCUGCUCCCAGGUAGGCAGUAACCUGCACAGGUGUGCUGUGGCACCAGGGCAUCGGGGGACAGCCAGGCCUGGGAAAGAUCGACUGUCCCUGCACCUGUGCUUGUGCGUGUGUGUGUGUGCGCGCACAUGUACAUGCGCACGCGUGACCCACUGUGUGACCUUGGCCCAGUCUGAGGCCAGCUGGAAACAGCAGCUGUCUCCUGGCCCCAGAUACACUACCUGGAGAGUGGCCAGGCUGGAGGAAGGGGCAGAAAUAGGACGGAAAUGGGGCCCUCUGUGGGCAGCUGCCAACUCGGACUCUGGCCGGCUCCAGCCCCAUAAAUAACCUGUGGGCCAGAGGGAAGGCCACACUCGGGCUGGGCACACGCCAUGGGGCGCCUAGAGCUGGUCGUCUUGGGGUUCACCUGCUACUGGGCACUAGCGAGCACAGCAAAGCUGGGCGCAGUGUACACGGAAGGAGGCUUCGUGGAAGGCGUCAACAAGAAGCUCAGCCUCUUUGGUGACUAUGUCGACAUCUUCAAGGGCAUCCCCUUCGCUGCCCCACCCAAGGCCCUGGAGAACCCUCAGCGACACCCUGGCUGGCAAGGAACCCUGAAGGCCAAGGACUUCAAGAGGCGGUGCCUGCAGGCCACCAUCACCCAGGACAACACCUACGGGGAGGAGGACUGCCUCUACCUCAACAUCUGGGUCCCCCAGGGCAAGAAGGAAGUCUCCCGGAACCUGCCCGUCAUGAUCUGGAUCUACGGAGGUGCCUUUCUCAUGGGGGCUGGCCACGGUGCCAACUUUCUCAGCAACUACCUGUAUGAUGGGGAAGAGAUCGCCACGCGGGGCAACGUCAUCGUGGUCACCUUCAACUACCGUGUUGGCCCCCUGGGCUUCCUCAGCACUGGGGACGCCAACCUGCCAGGUAACUAUGGCCUUCGGGAUCAGCACAUGGCCAUCGCUUGGGUGAAGAGGAACAUCGCAGCCUUUGGUGGGGAUCCCAACAACAUCACUCUCUUUGGGGAAUCAGCUGGAGGUGCCAGCGUUUCUCUUCAGACCCUCUCUCCCUACAACAAGGGCCUCAUCCGGAGAGCCAUCAGCCAGAGUGGCGUGGCCCUGUGCCCCUGGGUCAUCCAGAGGAACCCCCUCUUCUGGGCCAAAAGGAUUGCUGAGAAGGUGGGCUGCCCGUUGGACGAUACCGCCAAGAUGGCCAAGUGUCUGAAGGUUACUGACCCCCGUGCCCUGACGCUGGCCUAUAAGAUGCCCCUGGCAGGCAUGGAGUAUCCCAUGUUGCACUAUCUGGGCUUUAUCCCUGUUGUGGACGGAGACUUCAUCCCUGAUGACCCCAUCAACCUGUAUGCCAACACGGCCGACAUCGACUACAUAGCGGGCACCAACAACAUGGAUGGCCACAUCUUUGCCAGCAUUGACAUGCCGGCCAUCAACAAGAACGAACAGGAGGUCACCGAUGAGGACUUCUACAAGCUGAUCAGCGGGCUCACCAUGAUCAAGGGGCUCAGGGGUGCCAACUCCACUUUUGACGUCUACACCAAGCCCUGGGCCCUCGACGCAACACAGGAGACUAAGAAGAAGACUGUGGUGGACUUUGAGACCGACAUCCUCUUCCUGGUGCCUACCGAGACUGCUCUGGCCCAGCACAGAGCCAAUGCCAAGAGUGCCAAAACCUACACCUACCUGUUCUCCCACCCUUCUCGGAUGCCCAUCUACCCCAAAUGGGUGGGGGCUGACCACGCAGAUGACAUCCAGUAUGUCUUUGGGAAGCCCUUCGCCACCCCCCUGGGCUACCGGCCCCAAGACAGGACUGUCUCCAAGGCCAUGAUCGCCUACUGGACCAACUUUGCCAGAACUGGGGACCCCAACAUGGGACAUUCAGCUGUCCCCAUCCACUGGGAUCCCUACACCGUGGAGAGUGGCAACUACCUGGAGAUCACCAAGAAGAUGGACCACAACUCCCUGAAGCAGCACCUGAGGACUGAUUACCUGCGCUAUUGGGCCGUGACCUACCAGGCACUGCCCACCGUGACCGGAGAUGAGGCCGCUCCGGCUCCCCCCUCCGGGGAUUCGGAUGCAGCCCCUGCUCCCCCCUCUGGGGACUCCAAUGCCACUCCUGCUCCCCCCUCUGGGGACUCUGACACUGCUCCGGCUCCCCCCUCCGGGGAUUCAGAUGCAGCCCCCGCUCCCCCCUCCGGGGACUCAGAUGCAGCCCCCGCUCCCCCCUCCGGGGACUCCGAUGCCUCUCCUGCUCCCCCCUCCGAGGACUCUGAUGCCGCUCCUGGUCCCCCAUCUGGGGACUCCAAUGCCGCUCCCGCUCCUCCCUCUGGGGACUCUGACACUGCUCCGGCUCCCCCCUCCGGGGAUUCAGAUGCAGCCCCCGCUCCCCCCUCCGGGGACUCAGAUGCAGCCCCCGCUCCCCCCUCCGGGGACUCUGAUGCCUCUCCUGCUCCCCCCUCCGAGGACUCUGAUGCCGCUCCUGGUCCCCCAUCUGGGGACUCCAAUGCCGCUCCCGCUCCUCCCUCUGGGGACUCUGAGGGGGCUCAGAUGCCCAUAGUCAUUGGCUUCUAA